CUCAGAGUGAAGUCCAAAAGCCCAGCUGAACAUAGGAUUCUCUUUCUGAUCAUUUUUACACUGUGAAACGGAAAUGUUGACGGUCAAAGCCGUGGAUUCUUCAACGGUUGUCAUCAAGCUUCAACCACCGACACAAACAGCACCGAUAGUGACUGGGACCAGUUCCCCUGUGCCUGUUUACAUACAGCAUGAAGCUGGAGUUUUGACUCUUGAAGGAAUUCAGGCCUUUCUUAAAGGCCACACAAAAACUCUUGUGAAUGUCCAGAUAAUGAUCGGUGUGUUGACUUUCCUGUUUGGUAUCGUGCUUACAGUCUAUGCGGAGUCCGUCUUUGUCUUCAGUGGCAUUCCUUACUGGGGAUCUCUCAUUUACAUUGCUGCAGCGCUCUCCAUUGCCGCUGAAAACAAACAUGAUUCACCAACCAGUUUGUGUUUGGUGAAAGGCUCUCUUGGAAUGAACAUUUUCAGUGCUGUAACUGCAGCCAUUGCCUUCAUUCUGCUUUCAGUGGAUUUGGGUAAUGGACCCCUCUACCUUUACUGCAGUGGCUAUUAUUGUGGUGAAAUUGAGAGAAUGUAUAUGACUCUGUUCUCAGGAAUCAGUGGUGUGUUGCUGCUGUUCACCAUCCUGCAGUUCUUCAUCUCUGUCUACCUGUGUGGUUUCGCCUCUAAAUUCACCUCCUGCUGUCAUCCUCAGGUGCCAUCUGUUUCCCCAGUUGCGUCUCCACAGCCCAAUUAUUUCCAAAACACCUCAGAGAUUCCUGUGGCCAGCAACCCUUUCUUUCAACACCCUCCUGCAGAAUCUCCCCCGGAGUACGCUGAAUGUAAUUAAAUGUGGGUCAAGAUGAAACAGGCGGGCAUAUCUGUGGUUAGGCUGCUUUGGUACUGGGUUUCCUACACUGUAAAAAGAGAUAUGCUACUUUAAAAAAAAUUAAGUAAACCCAUUGCCUUAAAAAAACAAGUUGAUUUUACUUAAAAUAAAAAGUCAGUAAAACAAUUGACCUAA
This is a messenger RNA of Danio rerio (zebrafish), 1000 nucleotides long. It is a transcript of the gene ms4a17a.16, whose product is annotated as membrane-spanning 4-domains, subfamily A, member 17A.16. NCBI's taxonomy places the organism in Eukaryota, Metazoa, Chordata, Actinopteri, Cypriniformes, Danionidae. The record is from RefSeq and is marked provisional. Gene Ontology annotation, cellular component: membrane.